Molecule: messenger RNA, 488 nt
Organism: Hydractinia symbiolongicarpus
Lineage: Eukaryota; Metazoa; Cnidaria; Hydrozoa; Anthoathecata; Hydractiniidae
Product: pterin-4-alpha-carbinolamine dehydratase-like
Exons: 1
Coding region: 22-417 (131 amino acids)
Biological process (GO): tetrahydrobiopterin biosynthetic process
Molecular function (GO): 4-alpha-hydroxytetrahydrobiopterin dehydratase activity
Source: RefSeq, a predicted model, not a curated record
ACGACCAAUACAUCAAUAAUAAUGGCAGCACUCUUUCCUUGGAAAGGUAAAGUUCUGCUGCCUGUCUGGAUUACAACCCGCGUGCUCCUGGCAAAUAUGUCUUCCUCACCACCAACAAAAAGAGCUAAAUUAUCUGAUGAGCAAAGAACAGAAUUAAUCGAACCACUGAAGAUCAAAGGAUGGUCUUUGGUUGAAGGUAGAGACGCAAUAUACAAGGAGUUUCUUUUUAAAGAUUUUAAUAGGGCGUUCGGUUUUAUGACGCGAGUUGGUUUAAUGGCAGAAAAAAUGGAUCACCAUCCGGAAUGGUUUAACGUUUAUAACAAAGUGCAAAUAACGCUGAGCACUCAUGAUGUUUCUGGAUUAUCUCUAAAAGACGCCACACUCGCAAACUUUAUAGAGGAAGUUGCAUCUUCAUGAGACAUGCGCCGUAGCUAGAAAUUUUUGAUGUAUUUUGUUAUCUGUUUUGUGAAAAAAAUCAUUUAAAAACA